Balearica regulorum gibbericeps (East African grey crowned-crane) is the source of this 1642-nucleotide messenger RNA. NCBI's taxonomy places the organism in Eukaryota, Metazoa, Chordata, Aves, Gruiformes, Gruidae. The record is from RefSeq and is a predicted model, not a curated record.
AUGAAGUUUUGCCCCAUCCACAUGCUUUCUGUAAGAAUCAUACAAGCUAAGAACAUCAAGUCAAGAGACCUGUUGACUGCAUCAGACUGCUAUGUGCGCUUGUGGCUGCCAUCUGCUUCAAAUGGAAAGCUUCAGACCAAAACCAUCAAGAAUUCUGACAACCCUGUCUGGAAUGAGACUUUCUACUUUAGGAUCCAGAGAGAAAUUGAGAACAUUUUAGAAUUGGCAGUGUGUGAUGAAGAUCCACUCACCAAAGAUGACAUGCAGUUCACAGUUCUUUUUAAUGUUGGUAGAAUCAGACCUGGGGAGAUACUCCGUGAGACGUUUGCUUUGAAAUCAGAGAAAGAGAGGUGCACUAAGAAAUGGGAAAGUUUGGAAGUGGAAUUCUGGAUGGAAAGAAUUCCUGGCCCUCUGGAGCACCUGAUUACCAAUGAUGUCCUAGUGUCCCGUGAGGUUUGCUGCUUGGAAGUGCAAGUGGACAUUAAUGAAAGCAAGAAAUAUUUGAAAGAGGGUAAAAAUCUUGUGCUUACGGUGCUUGCAUCUCAUGAGAGAACACAGAAAACUACAGAGGACACAGAUACGUUCUACUUCCAUUGCGUGAAGGCUUGGGAGCCAGUUCUAAAAGUCAGGCUGCAGAAAGUUUCUGAUAAGGAAGAUGACAAUAACAAUUUAAGUGACACCUUAACAGUACCACUGAAAUUUCUCCCUGUUGGACAUAAAGUGAAAGUAACCCUUCCUGUAAGACAUAAUGUGCCACUGCAGUUGUACCUCCAACUAAAUGAUUGCACAGAUAAACUAGAUGUGCGCUUAGGGUAUGAUCUGUGCCGAGAAGAGCAAGAAUUCUUGCAAAAAAGGAAGAGAGUGGUUGCCAGUGCCCUGAAAAGGGUUCUUCAUCUGGAAAGAGAACUACAUGGACACGAGGUCCCAGUGAUAGCUGUUAUGGCAACAGGAGGAGGUCUCAGAGCAAUGUCAGCUAUGUUUGGCCACCUCUUAGCUCUUCAGAAGCUAAAUCUGUUGGACUGUGUUACCUAUCUCACCGGGGCUUCUGGCUCGACAUGGACCCUAGCAGACCUGUAUGAGCAUGCCGACUGGUCACAGAAGACUCUGGAGGGGCCACUUAAGGCAGUAAAAGAACAAGUGACAAAAUGCAAGCUCAACCUUAUGUCUAUAGAUCAUCUGAAGUAUUAUCACAAGGAACUCACUGAAAGGGCAAAAGCAGGACAUGUCUCAUCUUUUACAACUCUGUGGUCACUUGUUCAGGAAAUGUUCUUACAUGAACGGCCAAGAAAGUACAAACUCACCGACCAGCGCAAGGCAUUGGAGCAUGGACAAAACCCAUUGCCUUUCUAUGCAGUCCUCAAUGUGAAAGAGGAAAAGUUCAGUACUUUCAAAUUUAGAGAGUGGGCGGAGUUCUCUCCUUAUGAGGUGACGAUACCAAAAUAUGGAGCCUCCAUUCGUUCAGAAUAUUUUGACAGUGAGUUCUUCAUGGGAAGGCGAGUGAAGAAGCUGCCAGAAUCUCGGAUCUGCUAUCUGGAAGGCCUUUGGACAAACAUCUUUACUAGGAAUUUGCUGGAUGGCUUGUACUGGUCCUCAAAUUCAAAUGAAUUCUGGGAACGGUGGGCCAAAGAUAUGGUAGAUAUAG